Messenger RNA from Hemiscyllium ocellatum (epaulette shark), 1763 nucleotides. RefSeq names its product zinc finger protein 239-like. The record is from RefSeq and is a predicted model, not a curated record. The coding region runs from base 287 to 1048 and encodes 253 amino acids. The transcript has 2 exons. Lineage: Eukaryota; Metazoa; Chordata; Chondrichthyes; Orectolobiformes; Hemiscylliidae.
GAGCUUUUGAAGUUGCUGCUGCUUCACUCCGAAUGAAGAUUGAUCUUCACCUCAGAUUGCAACUUUUUUCUUCUGUUCAGCAUCUGUUUCAAACAUCAGUGAGACUGAAGCAUGCAGACCUCAAUGAGAGUAUCCCCAAUGAACUGACUGUGGGAAGACCUUUAACUGGCUACGCAGCCUGAAAUAGCAACACCCCAUUCACAGCAGCGAGAGACAGAACACGUUCCGUGUGUGAGUGGAUUUUCAACGGAUUGUCGAAGCUGGGGAGUGGCAGGGAUUCCCAUGAAUGGAGAAACCGUGGAAAUGUGGGGACUGCGGGAAGGAAUUCAAAUUCCCAUCCUUGCUUGAAAGCCAUCGUCGCUGUCACACUGGGGAGAGACCGUUCACGUGCUCCGUGUGUGGGAAGGGGUUCACCCAUACAUCUGCUCUGGUGACCCACCAGCAGGUCCAUACUGGGGAGAAGCCGUUCACCUGCUCUGUAUGUGAGAAGGGGUUCACCCAUUCAUCUGCCCUGGUGAUCCACGAGCGGGUCCACACCGGGGAGAGGCCGUUUACCUGCUCUGUUUGUGGGAAGGGGUUUACUCAUUCAUCCACCCUGGUGACCCACCAGCGGAUCCACACCAUGGAGAAGCCGUUCACCUGCUCUGUCUGCGGGAGGGGGUUUGUUCAAUCCUCCAACCUGCAGAGACACCAGCGGGUCCACACUGGGGAGAAGCCAUUCACCUGCUCCAUCUGCGGGAAGGCAUUUGUUCAAUCCUCCAACCUGCAGAGUCACCAGCGGGUCCACACUGGGGAGAGGCCGUUCACCUGCUCCGUGUGUGGGAAAGCAUUCAUUCAGUCCUCCAACCUGCAGAGUCACCAGCGGGUCCAUACAGGGGAGAGACCGUUCACCUGCUCAGUGUGUGGGAAGGGGUUCAUUGAUUGGUCUUCCCUGCGGAGACACCAGCCUGUCCACACCAAGGAGAGACCAUUCAGCUGCUCUGUCUGUGGGAAGGCAUUCAGUCAGUCAUCCCAUCUGUUCAGACACCAAUCCAGUCACACCGAGUAGAGAAUGUUUGGAUUCUUUGUGGAUGUGACCUCUAUGAGUAUUAAGAGGGCACACAUUCACUGGUGAGUUGAGCAUUCGUUUAAGACACACUUACUGAUUUGGAAUACGUAAUGAAGUCGGGAGGUGUAUACAUGUCAUGUUUGACUCUGUGAAGAAAUCUACCAUGUGUAAAGAUUGGCUCCGGUUUCUCCCUUCCCCACGAGACUGCCAGGAUAAUAACAUGAUGUGAGAUAUUAUAUUAUAGGUAUCUUUACUAACCUACUCACAAACGCUUUCUAUUUACUCAUUCAUAAGUCUUUUUUAACCUGCUCACAAGAGCCCUCUAUCUAAUAAUACUGCAUUCUGAUUCACUCACAUCAUUUUUAGGGAAGAAAACUGCUGUUGUGGAAAGGAUUCACUCAGUCGUCCCAGCUGCAUCCUUGACUCUGUCUGGCCUGUGGUUGACUCUACACUGCCCCCCACCACCCCUGUUCUCUCCCCCACUGGGCCCCUCCCCCUCCCCGGCAAAUGAGCAGGGAGAAACCUACUUAGAUACAGAGUAUACGUUGAAAUUGCUGAGUGAGGCAAUACUUUCUACAGGUUAAGGAGGGGAAUGUGUGUGCUUUGACCUUGAGCUUUUUUUUAAAAAAAGCUACUUUUUCUAUGCCUUUUUGCUGGGGGGGGAUUCUGAAGCUGUAACAAAGUUGGGUCACAAUAAAGGGUUACCUUGACUUAC